Messenger RNA from Carassius gibelio (silver crucian carp), 2642 nucleotides. RefSeq names its product cholinephosphotransferase 1-like. The coding region runs from base 105 to 1313 and encodes 402 amino acids. Lineage: Eukaryota; Metazoa; Chordata; Actinopteri; Cypriniformes; Cyprinidae. The transcript is spliced from 8 exons. Gene Ontology annotation, cellular component: Golgi apparatus; endoplasmic reticulum membrane. Gene Ontology annotation, molecular function: diacylglycerol cholinephosphotransferase activity. The record is from RefSeq and is a predicted model, not a curated record. Gene Ontology annotation, biological process: phospholipid biosynthetic process.
UCGCAGUUUCCUGCGUCUCUCCGUUUAUCUGCUCUCAACUACUAGGAGCGGAGGACACCGUCGGUUCCGCUCAUCAAAAAUGCCUCACCACACGUUAUCGCCGCAUGCUAAUGCCAUCUUCUAAGUGGCCACCUGGGGAUUCUGACCCUGCCAAAAGAGCGAUCAUAAUGCGUCAGUGCGCGUGCCCGGAGCCGCUGUCAGCUGUCCAGCUCAAGCGCCUGGAGGAACACAAAUACAGCGCGGCCGGUCGCUCCCUCUUCGAGCCGCCCUGCCAGAUAUACUGGAACUGGCUGGUCCAGCAGAUCCCGACGUGGGUCGCGCCGAACACGCUGACCAUCACUGGACUCCUUAUAAACAUAUUAACGACGAUCAUUCUCGUCUAUUACAGUCCCACGGCCACGGAGGAGGCUCCAGGUUGGGCCUUCUUUCUCAGCGCCUUAGGUCUCUUCAUCUACCAAUCACUGGAUGCCAUUGAUGGGAAACAGGCCAGACGGACCAAUAGCAGCUCGGCUCUUGGGGAGCUCUUUGACCAUGGCUGCGAUGCUGUUUCUACAGUGUUUGUUGCUGUGGGAACGUGUAUAUCCUGUGGGAUCGGCGUUUACCCUGACUGGAUGUUUUUUUGCGGCUUUGUGGGCAUGUUCAUGUUUUUCUGUGCACACUGGCAGACAUACGUAUCCGGGACACUCCGCUUCGGAUUGGUUGACGUGACAGAAGUCCAGAUUGCUAUUAUAAUCAUGUAUCUGAUGACAGCAUUUGGAGGAGUGAGUCUUUGGGAGACUAUGGUGCCUGUUCUCGGUGUGAAUUUGCAAACCUUUCCAAUUCUCGGUAUAAUCGGUGGGUUUCUGUAUUCAACCUACAACUACUUCUAUGUCAUCCUGAACGGUGGCGUGGGCAAGAAUGGCUCAACUGUUGCAGACACCAGUGUAUUGUCUCCUGGUCUACACAUCGGCCUCAUCCUCUCUCUGGCCUUCAUCAUCUUUAAAAAGUCCUCCAGUCAGCUUUUCGAGCACCAUCCUUGCCUUUACAUCCUUACAUUUGGCAUGGUGAUCGCCAAGAUCGCAAACAAGCUGGUGGUGGCCCACAUGACCAAGAGUGAGCUUCAUCUUCAAGACACAGCCUUCAUUGGUCCUGGACUUCUUUUUCUAAAUCAGUAUUUCAACAGCUACAUUGAUGAACACAUCGUGCUUUGGAUCGCCAUGGUGCUGUCCCUGGUGGAUCUGCUGCGUUACUGCACAGGCCUGUGUCUGCAAAUCGCCUCCCACCUGCGAAUCCGGGUUUUCAGCCUCACCCCACAGGGCUCGCAAAGAGACUGACAAUUUGCCCGGCGGGAGGAGGAAGCAGGACUUAAGGAUGAAGACAUCGUCCCGCUUCUCAAGCUAGAGCAGGAGAGCCCCAUCAACCAAAACCGCAAUGGCCUUGACAGUGUGACCACCACAGAUUAACAGAAUUGAACGUUUUACCAGGUUUGACCAUACCAGCUCGCAUUGUUUUGUUUUUUAAACACACUACUGUACGCAAGAAUAUAUCACUGGAUGAAAAGAAAGAGUUUAGACAAUGACAAUGUCCAAAACAUGGCCUUGUGGGGCCAGAGGGGAGCUUAGCCCUUAAGUUUUCAGUUGCCCUGAAAUGGUUAAUAAUGUGCAGAAUUAGAAAUUAUUAUAAAAAUUUUUUUUUUUUCAAAAGGAUAAAAAAAAGAAAAAAAAAGGAAACAUUGGUGGGAAAAUCAAACAUUAACGGAAUUUGAAUUGGUUAAAAACUCUUAGCUCUUAGCGUAGAAACACUUAUGCAAAUAUUUUGCAUCUUAACCAUCUGGUCAAAGAUAAAGAUAUGAAAAGAAAGAAAUAAAAAAAUAAAUUGACGAAACUUUUUUUUCCACAAGAGAUUUGUGAAUGUUUUGGGUUUGAACAGGUUUGUCAAUUUUUAACAGAAAAGGGAAGCUACAACUGCAAUUUUGACAUCGAAAUAUCCAUCAUUUAAUUUAAGGCCCAUUUGUAUAGGUCUGAUCUUGAUAAAUACAACAGAAGCAUUACAAACAUAUUUCUUGGUUUCAAGACCUGAUAUAGUCGCCAAACUGCCAAAAAAAAUAGUUUACACCACAGAACCUUUUUUUACCAUGCAUAAUUUUUACUGUCAUUAAAAAAGCAGCUAUUUGUAGAUCAAGUGACACUUUAUAGAAGAACAUAAGCUCCAGAAAAAAAAAAAUCUGCCCGAACAGCCAUUGUAGCUUAAAGAAAACAUUUUGUGAUUGUCCAGUGAUUACAGUGUAUGUAUUUAUUUUAAUGAUCUGACUGAAUUUAGUGUGAGUCAAGCCUGUUUAAAACACAAAUAAUAAUUGAAAGAACUUAAUUGUCGAGGAUUGUGGCUAUGUGCUAACAACAGACUCAUCUCUCCACCCCCCCUCUAGUCAACCAAUUGCAGUCUGCUCAGAUUUCCUAGCUGUGUGUUUCACUUCCUAGAGCUUGAACUGAGCACAAACAGAGUUUUUGAGCAUUGUCUUUUGCUCUGUUUUGAGGGAUUUUUUGGGGGGGGUGUUGAUCUUUUGUGCCUGUUUUGUUUUAUGAUGCACUCUCUGCCUGCUUAGUUAGAAUCAUCUCCUUCCAAAGGGCUAAUAAAAACAAUACAUUUUGUGUGAUUUGAAUAUA